Messenger RNA from Sphaeramia orbicularis (orbiculate cardinalfish), 3386 nucleotides. RefSeq lists its product as uncharacterized. The transcript has 16 exons. The record is from RefSeq and is a predicted model, not a curated record. NCBI's taxonomy places the organism in Eukaryota, Metazoa, Chordata, Actinopteri, Kurtiformes, Apogonidae. The coding region runs from base 241 to 2403 and encodes 720 amino acids.
UUGGCACCUUAACUCCCGUAGAUUGUUGUUGGACAGACAUUCACUGAAAACUCUGGAGUUUACAAUCAGUAAAGACCAGUGUCGGGUGGAGUAACUGAACGGCAGGUUCACACCUCAGAUUCAAGAGAAUAGGUGAGUGGUUCCACAACACCUUCGUGGCCCCAUUGACCCAGACGCCAAACAGACGCCUGUUUCACACAGCGCUGACACAUUAUGUGGGAGUGUGACUGAGGAUCUGAGAUGCUGCACAGACCCACUCUGAGCGUCCUCCUGCAGGGCCUGAUUCUGAUCAGGUUCAGCCCGACCGGCGAUGCCUCUUCUCUGGGGAUGACGGUCCACGUUGUGCCUCUGAACAGCAAUAAAGGAAACACAGUUCGGGCUCAUUUCAGUGCCAUCUCUCCUGGUUCUUGUACAUCAUUGUCUGGACUCUGUGCAAACGGCGAGGACUGUCUGAUCCACAAACCCCUAAUUCCUUUCAAAGGAAGUAAACCUGGCUCUGGCUGGUGUGUUCAUCAGUGGCAGAAAACAGUACCGGCUGAUUACAGUGGCACAAUCCAGCUGGGGUCCAACACAGAUUUUUAUGUAAAAUUAAAAGCAGCACCGGUGAUUCGAGGCCACAGCGGGAGACUCAACCAACCGGCCUACGCUGCUCUCCCUCCUCCACUCAGAGCCCGGGUGAACUGCCCCCACCACUUCCCCCUGUCGGUUAAAGACAUGGACAGGGACAGGGUCCGAUGUCGCUUUGCCAGAGCUGAACUGGGAGAGUGCGUUGACUGUGAUCGACACACAUUUAUAGAACUGGACAAGGACAAAUGUAUGUUGACGUUUACUGGAAACGCUGCAGCAGGGCAGUAUUUCAUCUUCCUCAUGGUGGAGGACGUCGUUCCUGUGCCCAGAAUAAGCCAAGUUACGAUCAACACACCCCUCAGUGCCGUCCCUGUUCACCUGUCACUCACUGUGGAGGAGCGGUCGACUACCACCUGCACUGAUGAACCUGUGGCUGCAGGCGAAACCCCCGAAGAGCACAAAACCCUGUACGUCUUGCCGUUCCAGGAGGUGAAAUUCAUCAUUUAUUAUGAGUCACAGUUGCAGAGUGUUUCGGAGGUAGCUGUUAUCGGGCCCCCUAACCUUUUCAGAGUUGGCUUCACAUCAGUUGGGCCCCUGGCAACCAUAAAGAUCGGCUGGGUCCGCUCUGAAAAUAAACUGGCCCGUCUUCUGCCCGUCUGCUUUGUGGCAAAUACCAAUAAUUUGCAGUCAGAGCCCAGAUGUGUGUGGUUGUACCAAAGGGAAAUGGUGUCACUUCCUACUGGGACAGAGCUGACAUGUGGAAAGACGCAGAUGACUCUGGUUCUACCCAUCGGGUCUUUGACUAACAUCAACGUGGCUGAACUGCAGCUCAACAGCCCCACUUGUCCGGUUACCUACAACAAAACACACCUGACGGCAACCAUCCCCCUGAACGGCUGUGGCACUAAGGCUGUGCACUCCGAGUCAGAGCUGAUUUACACCAACACCUUGCACACUGUGCGUACCUACACCAGGGUGAUCCGCCGGAUGCCCACCCUCGUCCUACCUCUGGCCUGUCGGAUUCGUGGCGUCAAUGUCACAGGACCAAAUUACAAAAUUGGAAUGCCCACAGAGAGGCAGACCUUUGGUGAAUUUGAUUUCAGGAUAGAAUUUUACUUGCCAGGAGAAGGACCCCUGCAAAAUUUUACGCGCGUUCCCAGGUUUCGCAAUAUCGGCAUACAUCCUAAUCGAGUGCGUCGAGAAGCAGCAUCCUCCAACGAAACCACCUCUAACAGUAGCUCUACCAGUGCAGCCAUCGGAUCCAGGAUCAGCCAGUUGGACCUCCAUCUGAUGUCCAACUGCUCCGUGGCUCGAGCUGAGAUCUUAGUGAGCAGUUGCAUAGAAUCUGAGACCGCAGACUUUGCUGUAUACCAAACAAUUCUGCAGCAAGGGUGUGCAUCCAACAAUGACACCUUAGAGAUUGUUACAACAACCCCCACCUUCAAAGUCUACCGCCUUAAUCUGACUGAUCUGGACACCCAUGGAUCAAAAAUGAUGUACGUCCGGUGUACAGUCUACCUGUGCAUUGCUACUAUGCCAUCUCAGAGAUGCCCUGAGCUGUGUUCUCGUGCAGUCGGUCAGAGAACAGCAAUGGUCUCCAGUGUGUUCAGCAAAGGCUACACCAUCACAUCAGGACCCGUCAGCCUUGUGGUCACCACUCCUGCACCAACCACUAAAACUACUACUACUGCAACUACAGCAACUACAGCUGUGACUACAGACAUCACAACAACACACACCACCAGCUCACAUGCUCCAGAAAAAGCCUCAUCUGUGGCUGUGGGAGUAACUGUGGUGACCAUCUGCAUAUUUCUGCAAAACAUCUUCUUUCCCUGAAAAAAUUUGAAGAUAAAAUGGAAAUACAUGCAUCUCACUAGUUAUUUCACUGUCAGUUUUCAGUUGUAUUUAGUUUUAUUUACUAUCACAUAUGAAAAAAUACUAAAAUAAUGUAUUUUUUAUCAUGAUAAUGUGUCACUAUUAUGUAUCUGUAUCAUAUGGGAAGUAAAUAAUCAAUUUAAUGUCAUUUAGAUAAGGAUGAUAAGAAAAUGUCUAAUGUCAUAUCCACGUAUCCAUGAAUAAAUAUUAAAUGACAUAUGUGGGACUAUAAAAGCAUAUUGCUGAUUUUUCCUUGCAACACACCUCAACUCUCUUUCUGUUGACAGUAACACUGAAGCAAGAAAUCUGGGUGUAAUUAUCAAUAGUGAUCUAAAAGUCAAACGUCACAUCAACCACAUUACAAUAGUAUCAUUCUAUCAUCUCAAAAACAUUUCCAGAGUAAAGGGCUUUCUGUCAAAAUCAGACUCUGAAAAACUAAUCCAUGCAUUCAUAAACAAGCAGACUAGAUUACUAUAAUGGUUUAUUCACUGGACUCCCAAAGUCAAGUAUUCACAGGUUACAACUCAUUCAAAAUGCAGCUGCACGUAUUCUCACUGGUACCGAGAAAUAUCAACACAUCACACCUUCUUAAAUCCCUGCACUGGCCACUCGUUAAAACAAGAAUCAGAUCACAAUUUCAAAAUCCUGCUCCUGGUUUACAGAGCAAUGCACGGCCUUGCACCUCAGUACAUCACAGAUAUACUCCUCACUUACACCCCAGCAAGAACACUUCAGUCAGCAGGCAGUGGCAACUUACUCAUCCUUCACACCAGAUCCAAGAAAGGGGAGGCAGCUUUUAGUGUAUAUGCUCCACAAAAAUGGAACACCCUGCCUGAUACAAUUAGACUUGCCACAUCAGUAGCCAUUUUUAAAAACAGGUUAAAAACAUACCUGUUUUCAACAGCAUUCUGUUGAGUUGUGUGUGUGCAUGUGUGGUUGUGUGG